Molecule: messenger RNA, 573 nt
Organism: Cannabis sativa
Lineage: Eukaryota; Viridiplantae; Streptophyta; Magnoliopsida; Rosales; Cannabaceae
Product: PR5-like receptor kinase
Exons: 3
Coding region: 1-573 (190 amino acids)
Biological process (GO): defense response
Cellular component (GO): extracellular region
Source: RefSeq, a predicted model, not a curated record
AUGGGUAUGGGCGAUGGCCAAUUGACUUAUCUUGUGAGUGUUGCAACGGGAUAUAAUCUUCCGAUGGUUGUGGUUCCCAAGGGUGGGAAAGGAAGAGAUUGUAGAUCUAUUGGUUGCACAACCGAUCUCAACAAAAAGUGUCCCCAAGUGCUACGUGUUAUGCAUGAAGAUGAGUGUGUGGGUUGUAACAUGGUGGAUUGCCAAGCUCAAUUGCACGAGGACUAUUGCUCAGGUUUGACUGGCUAUUUGAACUUCUUUCAAGGCUUGUGCCCUUUGGCUCACUCUUCUUCUUCUUCCACUAAUAAUACUUUCGCCUGCCUAUCUGCCGAUGUGGAUCUUACUUUUUGUGCUAACGACUUACAAACCACCAGGAGUAGUACUGGUAAGAAAGAAGAGAAUGAGAAGUCUUACGAUGGGAAGCAGAAGAAGAAUAUUGUAAUAAUAUUGGUAAUGGUUGGGAGUUCCAUGGGAGUAAUGGUGUUCGGAUGCUCUUGCGUAUUGGUAAUAGAGUCCUUCAAGUUUUUGGCCUUUGAUUAUGGUUAUGGAACCUUUGCUUAUCCCUAUAAUACCUAA